CUUCUAUCAUCUACAAGUAUGGCGGCUGUUAUAUCAAAUUAUUUCAAUGGAACAAAAACGUUGUUUUAUCAAAUGCUUUAUCGAAGAAAACAUGCAUUAAAAGCUGGAGAGCCCAAUCUGUCAAACAAAGUUGCAAUCGUCACCGGAGGAAAUUCUGGCAUUGGAUUUGAAACUGUUAAAAGUCUCUGCAAAACAGGAAUGUUGGUGAUUAUGGCUUGCAGGUCAGAAGAAAAAGCAAGCAGUGCAAUUAAAAUGUUAAAAGAGGAAGAACCAGAUGCUAAAGUGAGAUUUAUGAACAUUGAUCUUACAAGUCUUGAAUCCAUCAAGGAAUUUGUGUCUAAAUUCAAAGAGAGUGAAAGCAAUCUUCAUAUUCUGGUAAACAAUGCUGGAGUGAUGCUUACUCCUUUCUCCCAAACAAAAGAUGGCUUUGAACUUCAGCUUGGUAUCAACCACUUGGGACACUUUGCCYUGACCAUACAGUUACUUGAUAUUAUAAAAAGAUCUGGGUCACCAGAAAGCUAUUCAAGAAUUGUUACUGUUUCUUCAUCUGCUGGAUCAAUUGGAACYAYUAACUUUGAAGAUUUACAGAGCAAGAAUUACUACAACUCCUAUGCUGCCUAUAGCCAGAGUAAAUUGGCUAAUGUUCUAUUCACAUAUGCCCUGCAGAGAAGGUUAACUAGUGAACAGUGUUAUGUUACAGCCAAUUGCCUUCACCCAGGAGUGGUGGACACUAACUUAUUUCAGCAUUUGCCUUGGUUAAUUCGCUAUCCACAAACGUUGCUAGCAAAGAUUCUAUUUCUGACCCCUGAGCAAGGUGCUUACACAAGUCUCUAUGCCUGUCUCUCCCCUGAACUGGAAGGCAGAGGUGGAUUAUACUUGGAUAACUGCCAGGAAUCACAAAGUAAUGAGGAAUCUUAUGACCAGAACGUGCAGGAAAAACUGUGGAAUGUUAGCUGUGAGUUGACUGGGAUGUGAACUAGUACAGGUGCUAUAGUUGUUUGGGUGAAUGGAGUAUAGGGAGAACUUUUUUCUCUUUUUUUUUAAAUUAAUAUAUUAGGAGAGAGUACGUUUUAAAAAAAAUCAAAGUACUGAAGUACCGGUAUAAGUAUUAUUUUGAUAAAAGAACAUGCUUCUAGUUCAGAACUAGAAAAUUCACAUAUGUAUCAUGAUCAUAUUUAUCAAGACUACAAUUAUAAAUAUCAAUUAAUGUAUAUGGAUCAAAUAAGAAUAAAUUGUACCAUAAU
Exaiptasia diaphana is the source of this 1244-nucleotide messenger RNA. Its product is annotated as dehydrogenase/reductase SDR family member on chromosome X. The record is from RefSeq and is a predicted model, not a curated record. Bases 19 to 975 code for a protein of 318 amino acids. The transcript is spliced from 7 exons. NCBI's taxonomy places the organism in Eukaryota, Metazoa, Cnidaria, Anthozoa, Actiniaria, Aiptasiidae.